Molecule: messenger RNA, 1643 nt
Organism: Trichoplusia ni (cabbage looper)
Lineage: Eukaryota; Metazoa; Arthropoda; Insecta; Lepidoptera; Noctuidae
Exons: 3
Coding region: 16-315 (99 amino acids)
Source: RefSeq, a predicted model, not a curated record
UAAAAUUGUUUACAAAUGACAUGGAACGAAGUACAACCAGCCAGUCUACCGUUCCUGCCGUCCCGCCUCGGUGACGCCAAUGAGUUCGGGGACACUUCUGACAUCAGGAUCCCGAUUGAGAUCAUGAGAGGGCGAGUCCGGGAAGGCGUUCCUCCACCGCUGUGCGCCGGGAGAUGUGUUGCACCGCCAACAGGCCCAGUGUGUGCCUUUGACGCUACGGGUACAGCUAGAACUUUUGCUACGCUGUGUGAGCUAGAAGCUGUGUCGUGUCGCGAAAGCACGUAUUACGCAAUCACCAGUCUUGGAGAAUGCUGAUAUAGAUGCAACAUGCAGAGUGCUUAGUUCUUAAAUUAGUUUAACUGUUCCUGGCAAUGUGUAGACAACAUUAAAGGUUUAUUUAGACGAGGCAAAAAUAUAGCGAAAAGUUGCGAAUGCACAAAAUGCACUCUUUAGGAAUAAGUAGAUAAAAUCCUCACCUACCUAUACCAGUAAAAUUAAAUACUGUAAACUAUUAAUAAUUAUGAUUGUAAUAUUGCAUAGGUUACAAGAAAGAAAUAGAAGAAAAAGAGCAAAUACUCCUUUAUGAUUUCCUACUUUUUGGUGUAACAUAUUCUGCCUACACAUUGUCGAUUAAACAGGCAUAAUGAACCGCUUAACUACAGACACAUUAAGCUUUACCAUACGUAUUACCUAUGAUAAAUAGUAGGAGACGUGUAUAUGCCUGAACACUCGAAAUUGUUUAUUGUAGAUAUCAUUAUCUUCUAAAUUAUUCAUCAGAAUGUACUUACCCAUGUCGCCAAUGACUUUCGUUUUAUGUUUUGCUUAUCAAUCAUCAAAGUCUAUAUUGAAUGUCGUAAUUCAUGUCACAUAUUACUUAAUCGUCACUUUCCACCAUUUUAAAUUAUACCACAUGCAAAAUUAAUUAAAAUUAUUUCACAACUAUUACGGUAUACACACAAAAUAUUUGAAAAUCAGAAAUAUAACAUUCAAAUGCCGCUCAAAGCUGUUCGAUUUUCGAACAAGAGCCCUUCACAUUUUAUUUUAUUUUUUAAGGUGCCUGUUCUAUUGUUUACGAAAUUUAAAUUUCAAAAUACCUGCGGCCAGGAACUUAUUGUAAAAAGCGAUAUAUAUUUUGAUUUUAAUCGAUUAUCAAAUAUAGCCCUUGUGAGAGGCAAUAAAAGAGAAUAUAUAUUUUAAUUUACGGAUUAUGGUUUUUACAUCAUAACAUUCGAAAAUUAUGAAAAUAUUUGGCUUUAAUGACAAUAUUACGUGAAGGGCUGCAACUAAGGGGUUUUCUAAACUCCAAAUCCAUGUUCAUAAAUAAAUGUUUGAAUACAUUAUUUUACUCGUUACUUUAUUAUAAGCACAAAGACUUUGGUCCAAAAGUUCCUAAAAUUCAAAAUUUCUAAUAUUUCUUUAAGAAAUUUAUUAGUAUGUAAGUAGCUAUAAAAUUAACGCCAAAGUCAUGUUCAAAUAAAUAUUUUAGUAACUCUUGUAUCUUGUAAGUUUAUUCAGUAAGUCAUUAUUUUUUAUUUAUUGUACAAAGUACGAAUUAUAAUGUCAUGCUAUGACCUUAAUAAUGGUAUUAGCAGCGUCAUCAUAAUAGACGAAAUUUAGAUUCAAUAAAGAUUUAACAAGAAUAA